Neltuma alba is the source of this 3800-nucleotide messenger RNA. Its product is annotated as disease resistance-like protein DSC1. Gene Ontology annotation, biological process: defense response; signal transduction. Lineage: Eukaryota; Viridiplantae; Streptophyta; Magnoliopsida; Fabales; Fabaceae. The record is from RefSeq and is a predicted model, not a curated record. Gene Ontology annotation, molecular function: ADP binding. The transcript has 4 exons. The coding region runs from base 66 to 3518 and encodes 1150 amino acids.
UCUGUUCCUUAAACUACCCCAUGAUUUUCCCAAACUAGACAAACUUGUGUGCUUGUUCUUUUCUAAUGGCGUAUUCUUCUCAGUGUUCUGGGAUAAAAUAUGAUGUCUUUAUCAGCUUCAGAGGCACAGACACUCGCCAUGGUUUUCUUAGUCAUUUGAGGAAGGAAUUGCGGCAGAAGCAAAUUGAUGCCUAUGUGGACGACAGACUUGAAAGUGGAGAUCCAAUAUCACCGGCACUUUUAAACGCCAUCAAAGAAUCACUCAUGUCAUUGAUCAUAUUUUCGAAGGAUUAUGCUUCUUCAAGGUGGUGCUUAGAAGAGCUGGUGCAGAUUAUUGAGUGUAUGGAGAAGCAAAAACAGAUUGUAAUUCCCGUUUUCUAUAACACAGAUCCCUCAGAUGUGAGGCAUCAAAAAGGAUCUUAUGGAGAUGCUUUUGUCAAACAUGACAAAAAUUACAAGGAAAAGGUGCCAAUUUGGAAAUCAGCUUUGAAUAAAGCGGCUAACUUGUCUGGGUUUCAUUCAUCAAGUUACGAGGACGAGGCUGAGCUUAUAGAAAAAAUUGCCAAGCGUUUGUCGACAAGGUUGAAUAUUAUGUUCCAAAGUGACUUAACAGGCCUCGUUGGAAUUGAUGAAAGGAUUGCAGAUUUAGAAUCACUAAUGAACCAAGGCUCAAAAGAUGUUCGAGUCAUUGGAAUUUGGGGUAUGGGCGGUAUGGGUAAGACAACUAUCGCAACUGCAGUAUUUAAUCGAUUCUGUUCUGAAUAUGAAGGAUAUUAUUUUUUGGCAAAUGUGAGAGAAGAAUCAGAGAAUCAUGGGAUUAUCUAUUUGAAGAAUAAAAUUCUUUCUAUACUGCUCAAGGAAAAUGAUUUGCAUAUUGGUACACCAAAUGGAAUACCACCUUAUGUUAAGAGAAGGCUUCUUCGAAAAAGAGUUCUUGUUGUUCUUGAUGAUAUUAGUGAUUCUGAUCAACUGGAAAAUUUAGUGGGAGCACUUGAUUGCUUUGGAUCGGGUAGCAGAAUCAUUAUAACAACAAGGGAUAGGCAAGUUCUAGCUAAAGGAGUUGAUGAAAUAUACGAAGUUAAGCCUUUGAUAUUUGAUGAUGCUGCUCAACUUUUUAUGUCAAAUGCCUUUGGGAAUAAUUAUCUUGACAUGGAGUGGAUUGAAUUAUCAAGGAAGGUGAUCAGUUAUGCUAAAGGCGUUCCAUUGGCUUUGAAGGUUUUGGGUUCCUUUCUUUAUGGCAAAAGCAAGGAAGAAUGGGAGAGCCAACUUGAGAAGCUCAACAAAAUGCCACAUGCAAAGAUUCAGGAUGUGAUGAGAUUGAGUUAUGAUAAACUUGAUAGGGAAGAGAAGAAUAUUUUCUUGUAUAUUGCUUGUUUCUUCAAAGGAUAUAAAUCACGGCAAGUAAUACUUUUUCUAAAUGCUUGUGGUUUUUCAACAAUUAUUGGGUUAAAAGUCCUUGAAGACAAAGCUCUUAUCACUGAAAUCAAAGGAUCCAACGCAGGAGCAUCAAAAAUCUUUAUGCAUGAUUUGAUAGAGGAAAUGGGUUGGGAGAUUGUUCGUGAAGAAUCAAUUCAUGAUCCUGGAAAACACAGUCGGUUAUGGGAUGCUAAUGAUAUGUGUCGAGUAUUGGAACAUAAUCUGGGGACUAAAGCCAUUCAAAGCAUAACUUCGAAUGUGACAAAAAUUGAAGAGCUCUGCUUAACUCCCCAGGUCUUUGCCGAGAUGUCUGAGCUAAAACUUCUUAGUUUUCCCCAGAAUGAUGUCAAUGGACAAAUCCUAUGCCUUCCUUGUGGCCUUGAAUCUUUGCCGUAUGAACUGCGAUUUCUUCAUUGCGGUUGCUGUCCUUUAAAAUCCUUACCUUCCACAUUCCGUCCAGAAAGUCUCGUUGAACUUAACAUGACUUGGAAUCGUGUGGAAAAACUUUGGGAUGGAGUUCUGCGUCUUGUGAAUUUGAAGAAGAUUGACCUCAGUAACUCCAAGCAUCUGUUGGAACUCCCAGAUUUUUCUAUGGCCAGAAACCUUCAAGAAGUUGUACUCUACAACUGUAAAAGCUUGCGUAAGGUUCAUCCUUCUAUUUUAACCAUCCACAAGCUUGUGAAUUUGAACCUAUCGUAUUGCAAAUCACUUACCAGCCUUAGAAGUGAUGUACAUUUGAGAUCCCUGAGUAGUCUUUCUCUUGGUGAAUGCUCAAGGCUCAGGGAAUUCUCAGUGACAUCAGAGAAUAUGAGGAACUUGAGUUUGGCAGGCACAGCUAUCAAUGAAUUGCCUUCAUCCAUCAGGCUUCUAAACAAACUUGAAACAUUCGACUUACAUCGUUGCAAAAAGCUUAAGAAUCUUCCAAACAAGUCAGCUAACCUAAGUUCUCUUCGAGAACUUUGGAUAUAUGGUUGCGUGCAGAUUGAUGCCUCGAAUUUACGCUUCCUACUUGAUGGCUCAAGAUUCUUAGAAACAUUGGUACUGCAAGAUUGUCAUAAUUUAUUUGAACUUCCAGACACCAUCAGAUUCUUAUCCUCAUUGAAACAUUUAUCCCUAAAUGAAACUGAUAUUAAGAGGUUGCCUGCAAGCAUCAAGCAUCUUCCACAACUUGAAAAACUUGAUUUGAGUAAUUGUAGGAAGCUUCAGUCUUUGCCUCAUCUUCCACUAACCGUUAAAGAACUAUAUCUCACUAACUGCACUUCCCUGGAGAGAGUCAUGUUUUCUUCAAUGGCUUCUGAUCAUCUGAAGGGAAAAAUGAGAUAUAGCACUAGUUUCCAGAAUUGCGUGAACUUGGAUGCACAUUCACUCAGAGCUAUAGAAGUAAAUUCUCAUGUCAACAUUAAGAGAUUGGCCAUUGAACAUUUAUCAACUCUAGAAAAAAGUAAGAUCCUAGGUGGUCCAGUUGAUGUCAUUUAUCCAGGAAGCAAUGUUCCGGAGUGGUUCACUAACAGGACAAGGCAGUCAUCAGUAACUAUUGACUUAUCUUCUGCUCCACCUUCCAUGUUCGUGGGUUUCAUUUUUUGUGUGGUUGUCUGUAAGUUUCCAUCAGAUGACAAGAACCUUGUCGGAUGUGACUGCUACAUGGAAAUUAAUGGUAAAAGAGACAAGAAUAUGGGUGCUUGGACUAGCAUAUCUGCUUGUGAAUUUAUGUCUGAUCAUGUAUGUCUGUGGUAUGAUGAACGAUGUUGUCUGAAAACUAAUGAAAGCAAGGAGGAAGAUGAAAGUAAUCGCAAGAAAAUAUCAUUUGAGUUCUUUGCACAAACUGGGGAUAUUUGGAAGAAGAGCAAGGAUAUUGUGAUAAAAGAGUGUGGAGUCUGCCCCAUAUAUGCCUCAGAAUAUGAUAAAUUCAUUGAGCAAAUGGAGUUGGAGUUGAAAUCAGAGCUUAAAGCAAUUGCAAUAGGAGUUAGUGGAAGCUUUGAUGAAAAGAAAAUUGAGGAGACAGUCCCUUUUGUUAAAAAAUCCAAUCGAUUUAUCUUUCCUCCCCUUGCAAAUGGAACUUGGAAGAAAGCAACACAAGGCUUAAAAGAUCUCAUCAAAUUGUGACUACUUGAAAGGCAUCAGACUCUAGACUCUUCUGAAGUUCUCUUUCUGUGAAGUUUUAAAGUGUAUGACAUGAGGUAAUUUUCUUUUUGUUCUAUUUAGAUAGUGACAACCCAUUCUUUGUGUAAUACAUAAUACUUCGUAGAUGUAAAGGGGACAAACUUCAGAUGAUGUAUUCAGAAGACUCCCCGUUUUCACUUUGUCUCUCUUUUACCUUGACUUUGGAUUCAUUAUGAACAACUUGGCUGUUAUUCUUAAGCAUUGAAUAACACUCUUUAAAGUUCA